Molecule: messenger RNA, 3762 nt
Organism: Fonsecaea erecta
Lineage: Eukaryota; Fungi; Ascomycota; Eurotiomycetes; Chaetothyriales; Herpotrichiellaceae
Exons: 1
Coding region: 1-3762 (1253 amino acids)
Biological process (GO): phosphatidylinositol dephosphorylation
Molecular function (GO): protein binding; phosphatidylinositol-4,5-bisphosphate 5-phosphatase activity
Source: RefSeq, a predicted model, not a curated record
AUGGAGCAAGGAACAGAUGCUGCUUCGAUUAAACCCGUCUCGUCUCUAAGAUCUCACUUCGAGGGUCUCAAGAUCAACCACCCGCAGCCUGACACUCGCGGGAAUAUACCUGCAUCUCCGCAGGCAUUGAAGCCGAUCGACAGGCCCAGCCCGCUGCCGCCUCAAAGAGCCUCUUUUGACCUAUCGCGGCCGACAUCGCCAUGGGCGGGUGCUGGAGGCGGGCAUACCAACUAUGCAGGACCACAAACCCCCGUCAAGGGCACCGAAUCACCCCCCAAACCUGGCCACCGGCGGCCCAUGUCCAUGCUUCUACAAUCCUCCCCGCAGCUCACUCCCUCGGUCAAGAUAGACUCGCCGCGGUCGCCGCCGCGCACAUUCUUUGAGCGGAGCGCUUCCAGAUCUCCCGAGCGGGUGGACAAUACUCCGUUCGGGAAGGUGCGCGAACUCAUUUCCCAACACUCGAGUCGCUCUUCGACCCCGGCACCUAGAGCGCCGAGUGUAGAUCGUUCUGACAUAGCGAAGAGUUUGGACACCACACAUUCUGGUACUGAAUCACAAGAAGACAAGCCGAAAACUGGUCCUCCCCCGGUCAAUCGAGCGGACAAGCCCAAGAUCCCGGCCAAGCCAUCCGUGAUAUCGAUGCCAGGUGGCAAUGUGUUGAAUCCGGAGCCCCGAAGACCUUCCUUUGAGGCACGAAUAUCACCAUUCAGUACACCGCCCAGCAGUGAUGAGAACUCUCCAACGCAAAGUCCCGACAUUUUACCCCCAUCAUCCUUUGCGAAGCCCUCGGCGCCUGCAACAGCACCGACCAGAGCGAUUCCCUCCCAAGUCCCUGCACCUGAGGCCAUCUCCGCACGACCAAAGGAUGCGCGAAUGCUUGGAUUCUCAAGCGCGCCGUCGGGCCCCGAAAGAAAGGACCCUAGGACUUUGGGAUUCACGGCACUUGAGCCACGGCCGCCCAGUCGCGGAUCGAACCUUCCAUCAAGAGCAAAUACUGUCUCUGAGAAGCCUACUAGAGAUCCUCGUGAGCUAGGCUUAUCAAAUGGCAAACCAACACAGCGCCACGUUUCAGAGACCCUUCGCCACACCCCUCCACCCCCGCCUCAGGUGGCUCCCGCACAGCCUCCCCGGGCGAACACCAUACGUGAUGCUCGUCUGCUUGGCUUCUCUGGUGCCCAGCCAUCGUCAGUGGAAAAGAUUGCAGAGGAGCCACAUCCUAGUCUACCCCCCCGAAGAACCGCUGAACCUCCUCCGCGACCGUCCAAUGAAUCCAAGAAUCCAACACGGCCCGUACAAACACCAAGCCAUGUCGCGACUCCGGACCGUUCGAAGAAGCCUCCGCCCACACAGCAACCCAUACGAGCGCCCACCUUACCUGUAGAGCAAUACUUCCCGCCGCCACCGAAACGUGCAAGCGUUGAUGAGCGAGUGCUUCACCAGCCGAUGCCCACUCACAGGGCUCAGACAUUUGCAGGUGAUUUCUCGAGGCGGCCUAUGGCAAAUCUGAAUGCCGAAGACUCUGAUGAUGCAGAAGAGCCAGUUGAGGAGCCAACUACCUCUCGGUCCGAGUAUCCGGACGCUACUCAUACAAACCGGCGGCCUCCGUUCAGUAAAGGCAGUCUCUGGGAGAUCGGCACAAAGUCAGAUUCUCGACUUGCUGAAGUCUGCGGGCAAUAUCUGUGUACCGCUGGCUACGUGACUCGUGUGUUUGACAUGUCCUCGGGAGAACAAAUCAUGAGCAUCAACCAUGGUGAAACCGUCAAGGUGACAGCCGUGGCUUUCAAACCCGCAGUCGAUCUCGCCGGCGAGGGUACCAGACUCUGGCUGGGCCUGAAUACUGGCGAGUUAAUGGAGGUCGAUGUCGCCACACACACGGUGACAACGACCAACUCGUCACACAAUCGUCGAGAGAUUGUGCGAAUACUUCGGAAUAAAAGGGACCUGUGGACAAUCGAUGAUGAAGGGAAACUGUUUGUGUGGAAGGCCGACGAGACAGGUGUCCCCAACCUGAAAUACAGCCAUAUCUCUCACAAACUUCCAAGGGGGCAUACAUGCUCAGUGGCGAUCGACGGCAAACUGUGGUAUGCGUCAGGCAAGGAAUUGCGAAUAUACAAACCUGGGAAUGAAAGUUCUUUCACUGCUUUGACACCACCAUUGUCCCAACACGGAAAUGGAGACGUUACCUGCGGAACUCAUUCCCACGAGGACAAGGGGAGAGCAUAUUUCGGCCAUAUUGACGGGCGUGUAUCGAUUUACUCGACCAAAGACUAUUCCACGAUUGCAAACAUCAAAGCCAGCGACUACAAGAUUAAUAGCCUGGCUUUUGUUGGAGGCAAAUUAUGGGCCGCGUUCAAAACCGGAAUGGUCUACGUCUAUGACACUUCCAGUUCGCCUUGGAAGACCCAGAAGGAUUGGAAAGCACACGAAGGACCCGUCACCCAACUGCUCUUCGACCCGAGCAGUGUCUGGACCCUUCAACAAUUGCAAGUCGUCACGAUCGGACAUGACAACUUUGUCAGGCUCUGGGAUGCUGCCCUCGAAGAUGAUUGGAUCGAAAUGGAAAUGCAGCGGCGCAGUGCCGAGUAUUGUAGGUUUCGGGACGUUCGAGCUGCGGUUAUCACCUGGAAUGUCGGCGCGUCCACGCCCGCCGAUCUGCGGGACGACUUCAUUAUUGAGGCGAUUCACGCGUACGAUCCACCCGAGAUUCUGGUAUUUGGAUUUCAAGAAGUCGUUGAUCUGGAGGAUCGUACUGUGACGGCGAAGAGCAUCUUUGGAUUUGGCAAGAAGAAAGACACCGUCAAGACAGAACAACACCAAAGUCGCGUCUAUCGAGAGUGGCGAGAUUAUCUCAGCAAGGUCAUCAGCCGGUCCACUAGUAGUCACUAUGAGUACUCAGAACUUCAUCUCUCCAGCUUGAUCGGGCUAUUCCAGUGCGUAUUUGUUCGACAGAGGGAACGGCAAAAUAUCCGAAACUUGCAAGCGGCCAGUGUCAAACUCGGCUUGAAAGGCCACUAUGGGAACAAAGGAGCGCUCGUCACACGUUUCAUACUGGAUGAUAGCUCGGUGUGCUUCAUCAACUGCCACUUGGCAGCCGGCCAGACGCAUACCUCACAUCGAAACAACGACGUCGCGACGAUCCUCGAAGCCGAAGCUCUGGAUUCGGAACGCGACCCGGAAGUGCGCAGCUCGAUUUAUAUUGGAGGCGGCGACGGGACUCAAAUCCUCGACCACGAAAUUUGCAUCUUGAACGGUGACUUGAACUACCGCAUUGAUGCCAUCCCUCGAGACGCGGUCAUCAACAUGAUCAAGCGCAAUGAACUGGACACGCUUCUGAAGAAGGAUCAAAUUAUGCUUUCGCGCCGCCGUGUAUCAGGAUUCCGUCUCGCCCAGUUCGUCGAAUUACCCAUCACUUUCGCUCCCACAUACAAAUAUGACGUGGGCACGGAUGAUUACGACACGUCCGAAAAGAAGCGCGCCCCGGCAUGGUGUGACCGGCUCCUCUACCGUGGUCCAGGACGGAUAGAGCAGCUGGAAUACCGCCGCCAUGAAGUGCGAACGAGCGAUCAUCGGCCUGUCAGUGGGGUAUUCAGACUCACGGUGAAGACCAUCGACGCCCAACGGCGGGCCAAAGUCAAGGAAGAUUGCUUUGAGAAAUUCACCGAGGUCCGCAGACGGAUGGCGGAGAAGGCGAGUGUUGACUAUUUGGUCACAGUAUUGGGUGCCGCCGAGCAGGAAGCUAGACGGCUCAUUACAGCCAAAUGA